Molecule: messenger RNA, 1898 nt
Organism: Panonychus citri (citrus red mite)
Lineage: Eukaryota; Metazoa; Arthropoda; Arachnida; Trombidiformes; Tetranychidae
Gene: Tet
Product: methylcytosine dioxygenase TET2-like
Exons: 4
Coding region: 119-1633 (504 amino acids)
Biological process (GO): positive regulation of transcription by RNA polymerase II; oxidative demethylation
Cellular component (GO): nucleus
Molecular function (GO): DNA 5-methylcytosine dioxygenase activity
Source: RefSeq, a predicted model, not a curated record
AAUGAUGUUAAUCAUUAAUGAUGAUGAUCAAAGACUCUGAUGUUUUUUAAUUUAAUGUCAAUGCAUUUACAAUUAAAGGUUUGCAUGAAAAGUAAUUAUUACAAUUAAAUGCUCACUAAUGAUAAUGAUGAUAAUCAUAAUUGACUGUUUCACAAUUAACCAUAAACAAGCACCGGUUUAUAGUCAUUUAGGUUACGGAUCAAGUCUUAAGGAGAUUGCAAUUAAUUUAUCACAAAGAUCUGGAUUAAGUUUAGAAUCAAUUAGAUUUGAAAGGUUAAUUAAAUGUCCACGUGAAGGUCAAUCUCGUGAGGGAUGUCCGAUUGCAAAGAUGAUUAUAGUCCGACGAUCAUCAGCUGAACAAUUGUGUGUCUUGGUUCGUGAAAGGUUAGGCCAUUUAUGUCCAGGUCGAUUUAUAAUUGUUGCUCUGAUUGUUUGGGAAGGUGUCGACUCUUCCUGGUCAUCUCGUCUUUACGACACUGUUGUCCAUAAACUGACCAACUAUGGUAACCCAACGGAACGGAAGUGUAACCUGAACAAGAACCGGAACUGUGCUUGUCAAGGCCUGGAUUCAACUCGAUCGGGAGCUUGUUAUUCAUUUGGUUGCUCUUAUUCAAUGUACACCCAUGGAUGUAAAUUUGGCCGAAGCCGUGACAAUGAGAUCAGAAGAUUCAAAUUAACUAAUCAAUCUGAGGAAUCAGAGUUGGAGUAUCAAUUGAAUAAAAUGGCUUCACAUGUUGGUCAAAUAUGCAAAAGCUUAAUACCAGAGGCAUUUAAAUCAUUAACUAAAUCAACCAAAGGAGAUGAUUUAUCAUCUUCAUCAUCAUCAUCAUCAUCUUGUCGAAUUGGUUUAGAUCCAGAUAAACCAUUCUCAUCGGUAACUGCUUGUCUUGAUUUCGUGGCUCAUAAUCAUCGGGAUAUACAUAAUGUGCCCAAUGAUAUAACCGUAAUUGUUAAUCUAAUCCGUAAUCCAGUUGAUCAAUAUCAAUGGUCAUCAACCAGGGAAACCCAAUAUCAUGUAUUACCUUGUUACCUUGUUGACCUUAAAGGUCGGACAAAGGCUAAUGGAUUACAAAUAUUGACCAAAUUUCCUGUUCUCAAGCGACUACGAAGCUCACCUUUACUAUCAAGGCGGAAAUGCCAGCGACUUAAAAAGAAAGCCCUGAGACGAUCAUUUCCGGAGAAACGAUCUAUCGACAACAAAGGGUCAUCAUUAUCAUCAUCCAAAUCAUCACCAUCUUCAGCUGGCCUUAGGUCAACCAAUAAGAGUGUCAAUAGUAAAAGUAUAUCGAUAUUUUCGACUCAAUCUAAGCCGGUCCAUAGAUUUCCUGCCGAGAAUCAAUUAAAAGACCCAAAUCAUAAGGGUUACAUUUAUGAAUUUGAAUCGGACAAUGAGGAUUCAUGUCUUGACCCCAGAAUGGGUGGAGUGGGAAUCGCUCUCGAACAUGGUUCGAUCAUGAUUGAAUGUUCAAAACACGAAGUUCACUCAACGACACCACUUCGACAGCCCAAUAGACUUCAACCCAAUCGACUGAGUUUAAUUUUCUACCAGCACAAGAAUCUUGACAAACCGAACCAUGGAUCAGUUAAUUGUGAUCAACCAACGAUAAUUAACAAACCAUCAGGCAAUUUGUAAUCAACAAUUAACUUUAAUCUAAACUUUUUCAACUAAUGAGCUUUUUUAUUUAUAACUAAUCAUGUUUUCUCAUCAACAGAUCCAAAUUGUUUACUCAAUAAAAGUGAUUAAUCAAUGAAUGUGUUUAAUCAAUGAGGUGAUGUACAACCAAUUUACAAUGUAACAAUUAAUUUGAUUGUGUACAGAGUAAACAACUGUUUAAACAAUCAUCAAAUUGGUUGGACAAAUCAUCUUAAUUAUUUACUUAUUAUACUCAAUGAUAAUA